Messenger RNA from Aegilops tauschii subsp. strangulata, 444 nucleotides. NCBI's taxonomy places the organism in Eukaryota, Viridiplantae, Streptophyta, Magnoliopsida, Poales, Poaceae. The record is from RefSeq and is a predicted model, not a curated record.
AUGGGGCCCAAGGGCCCCGAUCUGGGCCAGGAGGGCACCGCCGCCAAGCAGCCGCGCCGCCGCCGCCGCGCCACCCAAGGGGCCACGCCGCCGCCGGAUCCACUGUCCGAGCAGCACCGCCGCCAUCGGGAGGCCCCCGCGCCUCCCCAUGCGCGCGCGGGGAAAGAAUGCUCCGCCGGCGCCUGCGCCGCGCGGGCAUGGCCCGGCGGCAGCGGGGAAAGAGGGCCGAGGAGGUGGGGGCAGAGGAGAGGGGCCAGAGGCCCGCCCGUCGCCCGUGGGGGGAGCGGGGGAGAGGGAGGGGGGAGGUGGAGCGAGAGGCUUGCGGCCGGCGGCCGGCGGCGGGGGGUGGGGUGGGGGGAGCGGGGAGGAACCCUAGGGAGCGGGAGCCUUCCGCGCGUCAACUCUGUAAGUUGUGAAUUCAGUGACCAGGGCUCACGAUGUUAG